AUGUCCGGCAGCGGUGUCGAACAGGCAUCUGGUGUUCGGAAUCACGACCCGCCUCCGUUUGGGCGUCAAUCCUCUGCGCCCACCUUCAGCCAAUCCGCUCGCCACAGCGCCUCAUCCUUUGAGGCCUCUCCGAUCGCUCCGUCCCUUUCGAACUCCACGUAUACCUCCCUCCGAUCAGGCUUCGACCCCACCAACCCUCUUGUCGCUGGUGGACAUUCACACCCGGACCUGCGUGGCCGUGACUCUCCAGACCCGGACGAUUUCUAUCGGCGUGAAGGUGUGCCCGCGGCAACCGAUGGCAAGACCGGGGUCGACAAUGUGACAAGUGCAAGGAUGGCAACUGGCUAUAGCGACCUAACGGACAGGGUGUCCCCGCUGCCAACAGACAAUUUAGACUAUUCGCGCGCUAGACGGCCAACGUAUCGGUCGACGUCUGAUUCGCCUGCGUUGAGAGGUCCGUCAGCAUCGGUAUCUUCCACUUCCUCAAGAGCCCGACAAACUUCUUUCAAAGACCUGAUCAACAAAUUCAACCAAACCUCCGACGAGGUCCUUCCCUUGCCUACCAACUCUCGAACUACCUCACGGGCCGCAAGUCCUUCCGGCAGCUUUGACACCGACCACCCCUCACGAGCCUUGCCGCGACGGCGUCAUCUGCGGGGCGAAUCUCCACCGCCAGUCUCCGUAACGAGCACGCCUAGGCUGCAGGUUGAUCCAACACCUUCGUCACCGGAGUUUGAGCGCCCUAGACAAGAUCCAUUAAGUACGGAACCUGUGAUCCCUCCUCCACUCUUCCAGCGAAUCCCGAAAUCGCACCCUCGACGACCACUAUUUGGGGAGUUGUUGUCGGUGAACACUCAGCUGAAUAACUUGGGAUUUGGUAUCCCUGCCCAUAUUAAGCGCCGGGGCUCUGAAGGGAGCCUCCCGAGUCCCAAUCCAGCAUUCCUCGACCAAUCCCAGCCAUCGUCGGCUCGCUCGCCAUUAACGCCAACCGCGUGGUAUCUGGGGCAGACAAGCUCUUUGGAAGCAGUGCAGAUUGGGUCGAACGGUGCGAACAGCUAUCAUCGCAGAGCUCGGAGCGACUUGGCUGGAAAUCCCCCAAGGGAGCCCCUUGCGGAUCCGUGGGAUCCCGACAUGGCGGUUUCAGUGCCCUUGCGGCAGACAAAGCCGGGCGAUGGUUCGCCCGGCAGCCCCAAUUCCAGAUCCCGCAUUCCUGUCUCAUCACAGCGUCUGCCAGCUGCUUCCGGCCCAGAGAGCCAGUCACCGACCUCGAAUUCGACCUUCAGCAGUCGGUCCUCCGCCAUUCCUCUGGCUCCGAAGGGCAGCAGCCGCCUUCCCAAACCGUCUGGAAAGGACAGCCCGCCCCGCAUGGCGGAAACGGGACCCGCCUCGUUUGCGAUGACGGGGCGUGGCAGACGCGAUAUGACGAUCGGCCGAAGCCGUACCCAGGUUCCCGAACGAAGUCAGCUUCUCCAAGCAUACAUCGCCGCUCCUCCUCCGAAGAAAUCGCCGCCAUUGCGCAGUUCUCGACCUCGGCAGCCCAUCUCACAUGGUGGGCCGAUCUCUCCGCGCUCCCGGAUUGGCGAUAGGAUAUCAACAUUACAACAACAGUCCACUGGUGAUUUGGAACCACCGCACAGCCCUCGCACACGACGACGAUUGCCCGAAUUGGGUAACGUGGAUUUCGAAACUCGUCGACAACGAAUCCAACAAGCUUUCAAUCGUACAGUCCAAGAGAAUGAGCGAAAGGAGGAAGCCGCUGCUGAACUUCGACGCCGUGCUCGAGAACAAGAAAAAGCAGCUCACGCAGACGCCGACACUCCAACGGAUGACCAAGCGACAACCCCCAGUGCUGCAACGGUUAAUAAUAACGCUCUGCCCUCCGCAGAGAUGACCACAGUGGUACUUCAGUCGGUCAGUGCUCCUGCCGACGGGGACAAGCACCAACGCACCGUCCCUCAACUCCACCUAAAUACGGCGGUCAAUGUGACAGACAACAAUGUGCCGCACACGACGAUGGAUUCCCCGACAUUGGGAAAUCCAGAGGGUAUUCAUCGCGAACCACGUGAUACGGCGCCUGAUCAGAAUCACGCAGAUGACAUCGAGCCCAAAUCGGCCAUGACAACCGGCUCAAGCGAUACCCACGUCACCCAGUUUGACCCCGAGCCUCAAUCUGGUUUACUUGAGAGAAAGCCCAGUUUGUCUCAUCGGACCCUGUUAAACCACAUUAUGCAAAUCCGUGAAUCAAGUUCGAGUAGCGAUUCCUGUGACGAGCCGGAUUGCAGUCUAUCGGAGAACGACGACAAGGCCUCGAUCAAGAUUAUGCUCCAUGAGUCCCCGUACUUGCGUUCUGGCAGCAGCACAGAUACCGAAGAGCCUCAAUCCGCGCCUUUACAGCAGGUUCAAACAACCGAUCACCCACAGAACCGAUGGAGUUUGAGUUCAUGGGAUUCGUCCGUUCACCACAAUCAGACCUCCACCUGUGAUGAACAAUGUGAGGAAAGUGGAGAUGACGCAGCUUUGCAGGAUGACCAGGCGACGGAACCAGCAACUCAGUCUUGCUCUGCAGCUUCGACAAGCCCACCUUCUUUCGAUGAGCAGGACACUACGUCUCCUAUUCAAACAGACAUUGGCGUGAUGGGACCAGACACCGUUGAGUCCUCGCAGCAGUCACAGUCCGGUCAUGCUUUCUCCACACCCCCCAGUCUGGCCAAACAAGGCCGCUGGGACUCUCGCCGUGUCACUCAGCUCUAUCUGGAGGAAUUGACCCGAGGCAGAGCGAACAACAACAACUCCAGUACCGGCAAUCAUAUGAACAGCCUACCUUCUCCGGCUGUCCGCACGGCUCUUGUUGCUCCGCCUCGAGCCCACAAUCACAAUAACAGUAACAGCCUGACAGAUGAUCCGGUCUUCGUCCCCCGAUUCCAGGAAAUUCCAGUGGCAGACAUUAUGCCAGGAUUCCAGGAAUUACCAAGACCGGACCACCAAAGAUCAGAUCAUCUCUCCCCGUCGGCAACUUUGGCUGGACCAAGCGACUGGGAACAUGCAUCUCCAUCGAUCAUGGAUUGGAUGCAGAUUGCCGCUGAAGAAGAGGCUAUCACUCCCGGAAGUGAGAAUGGCCACGCUACUCUUGCUGGUGUGCCCACUCCACGCCGCCAAACAGCCGCAGUUGAACUAGAGGCCUCGAGGAGCCAUGAUUCUGGCCUCGGGCUAUCUAUCAAUAUUCAGCCGCCGGCUCGUGGACCUGCAGAGCUUCCUGCCGACACAUUCCACUCUGGAAAUGACUUGCACAUCAAGGACAAGGCCCUUCCCGACGUGCCACAAUUGCGCCCUACCCACAGCGCUGAGAGUAGUGAAGAUUCUUUGUUUCACCGAGUGGACAAUGCCCAAUCACCUAAUGCUGCGGAUUCGUCUGCGACAUCUCUGGCGCCAUCUGCCGAACAAUCCAUGCGGGCUGAGCCGCGCAAGUCUCCUUCGCCCGAGCAGCGACGUCUGAAGAAACGCCGUAAUGUCAUCAAGGAGCUCGUUGAUACCGAAUAUACAUUUGGUAAAGAUAUGAAGGUGGUCGAUGAUAUCUACAAAGGCACCUCUUCAUCUUGUUUGGAUCUCUCUGUGGAGGAUGUUAAGAUUCUGUUCGCCAACUCCGAUCAGGUUGCACAGUUCUCAUUCAACUUCCAGGACACGCUGAAGAGAGCUGCUCGCAGUGUCUACAUUAUGCCCAAGUCUCAGCGCUGGAGCAGCAAGCGCAGUGCGCGUCACAAUCGUUCUGCCGAUACAGCUGAUGAACAGAAUGUUGCCGACUCGGGCACAUCUGAUCUUGAGAAAGACCGUGCCACCGCCAUUGGAGAAGCUUUCAUCCUUCACAUGGCCCAGAUGGAGAAGGUGUAUACCGAGUAUUUGAAGAAUCAUGAAGCUGCCAACAAAAAGCUCCAAGUUCUCCAGCGCAACCAGAAGGUGUCGAUCUGGCUGAAUGAAUGUCGCGAGUGGGCUUCAGAUCUCACCACUGCGUGGGAUCUCGACUCCCUCCUUGUCAAACCUGUACAACGCAUUUUGAAGUAUCCGCUUCUCUUGUCCGAGCUUUUGGACUCGACUCCCAACGAUCACCCGGACCGAAUCCAUCUCCAGAAUGCUCUGCAAGAAGUCACCGACAUUUCUGUCCGAAUUAAUGAAAUGAAAAAGCGCGCGGAUCUGGUGGGUCAAGUCGUUGGUCGUAAGCGCAACCAGUCCGAUGUACGAGCAGGCUUGUCCAAGGCAUUUGGUCGACGCACAGAAAAAUUGCGCCAGCAGGUUGGUCUUUCGGAAAUGUUCCAAGACAAGGAGUAUGAUUAUCUCUUCCAGAAGUUCGGCGAGCACUUCGCAGAGCUGCAUGUGAUCAAGAAUGAUGUGGUGAUAUAUAAGGAGAACACACACCAAGCAAUGAGACAGCUUGGUGCGUAUGUUGAGGCCAUUGAAGGAGUCAUCGAUGUGGAUCAGUCAAGUUAUGCCGAGUUGGAAACUAAGUGGCGUCGGUUCAAUCUGGCGUUCCAGGAGAUCGUUAACGUCGCGCUGCCUGAACAUCUCGACAUGAUCACCAAACGAGUCCAGGACCCGUUUGAUUCUAUCAUCCGACUCUACCAAGGACCUGAGCGAGUUAUGAGAAAACGUAAUAAGCGUCUUCCCGAUUAUGCUCGCUUCAAGGCUGCCAAGGACCGCGGCGAUAAGCCUGACAGGAAAACCACCGAGCAAGGCGAGCAGUUCAUUGCCUUGAAUGAGACCUUGAAAGACGAGCUGCCCAAACUCUUUGCUUUGACGGGUAAACUCACAGAAGCCGUCAUGACGAAUCUGCUUCAACUCCAAACCAUGUGGUGGAGCUUGUUCCAGACGAGAAUGGAAGCCCACGUCGAUGCUUUCCCUGAUGACUUCAGCAAGAUCAUCAACGACUGGAGCAGCGAUUACAGCUUUGCUGAAGCCCAGGUUCUUUCACUCGGUGUCUGCAAUGGGUCCUUGCUGGCUGAUGCCAUCAACUUGGUCAACUUCAAUACUCCUUCCAACCUCAACUCUCCUCGGCGCCCUUCCACAGUGAACAGCUCUUCCCAUCGCCCAGGCUCAAUGGCUGAGGACUCGCCGAAGGUCUCCACCGACUUUGGCGUUGGUCAGCUCUUCCAGUCUCCCAAUAUGAGCCAGUCCGGUACCAGUCGUCAUCGUGCAGACUCGUCAUUCUCCGGGCGUGCACCUUAUCAAGACACCCCGGACCUGGGACGAAGCCAACUUUUGCAGCAAGUGACCAACACCUCCGGCUCCUCGUCGGAUAUGCGGUCUAGCACUGAGCCGUUCCCGAGUCUGCCAAGUUUGAGCCUGGACACGCCCUUCCUUGCCGAUGUGAUCAGUGCGUCGAACAGUGAGAACAACCCACCAACUUCCCCCACUGAUCGAUACUCCGGCUUCUUCUCUUCCGCCAUGCCAAUGUCAGACACUCCCAACGAGGUCGAGGUCCAUCGUGGCCCCAAGAUCCUUCCCGAGGGAGCCAAAGUCCUCUUCGUAGCAGCCAGCCUGUACAAGUUUGACAUCGACCGUCCCCGGAGCGAGGCAGGUUUCCCAUACCUGACCUACGAGUCCGGAGCUGUCUUCGAUGUCUACGGCGAAAAGGGUGAACUUUGGCUCGCCUGCAACCAGGAUGAGAACACCGAAGAUCUGAAUGUCUCUCCCGAGGAACUUGCCGCGAUGGACCCCGGCGCUCGAGCAAUCACAUUGGCAGAGAUCCAAAGGCGAAAGACCGAGAAGGAGAAGACUCUGGGGUGGAUCUGGAACAAGCAUUUCGUGAAGCUGGCCUGA
Molecule: messenger RNA, 5808 nt
Organism: Penicillium subrubescens
Lineage: Eukaryota; Fungi; Ascomycota; Eurotiomycetes; Eurotiales; Aspergillaceae
Product: putative Rho guanyl nucleotide exchange factor
Exons: 2
Coding region: 1-5808 (1935 amino acids)
Biological process (GO): intracellular signal transduction
Molecular function (GO): guanyl-nucleotide exchange factor activity
Source: RefSeq, a predicted model, not a curated record